CUCGGUGCCAUACAGUCACCAGGGGGCAUGCACAUAGUAGUAAUAAUAAUAAUGCAUUUCAGCAAAGCCUGCUACGACGAACCUCCACCGUUUCAACCACACGUCGGCCGUGGUGUGAUGGAGAUGUGCGCUUAGGUUCAUGUGUCCGGCGGGUCUGCCCCUGGCUUUUUUUCUGGGGAAGAUCAUAUUGGAUCAUAUUGUUUGCAGGACGUUGUUCCUCCUGCAGCCCCCCCAGUCUAUCCCGACGUAGUUGUGAAUUGAACAUGGCGACUGUACCAGUAUAUUGCAUCUGCAGAUUACCUUACGACGUGACCCAGUUUAUGAUCGAGUGCGAUGCUUGCAAGGACUGGUUCCACGGCAGCUGUGUUGGGGUUGAUGAAGAUGAUGCUCCAGAUAUUGACAUAUAUCACUGUCCAAACUGCGAGAAGACUCACGGCAAAUCCACAUUGAAAAAGAAAAAGAACUGGAGCAAAAAUGACACUGGGCAAAGUACAGACAUCAAAGCUGUUCAGAAUGGCAGUCAGGUUUUCAUUAAGGAGCUUCGCAGCAGGACAUUUCCCAGUGCUGAUGACAUAGUGGUGAAGCUGAGUGGCAGUCAGUUGACCAUGGAGCACCUGGAGGAGAACGGCUUCAAUGAGCCAAUCCUGGCUCAGAAGAAAGAUGGCCUGGGCAUGUCCAUGCCUGCCCCCACCUUCUACAUCAGUGAUGUGGAGAACUAUGUUGGUCCUGAUGUUGGCGUGGACGUGGUUGACGUCACCAAACAGACUGACAGCAAGAUGAAGCUCAAAGAGUUUGUAGAUUAUUACUACAGCACAAACAGAAAGAAAGUGUUAAACGUCAUCAACCUGGAGUUCACUGACACGAGGAUGAACAGUAUAGUGGAGAGUCCACAGAUUGUGCGGCGGUUGUCAUGGGUAGAAAACUACUGGCCUGAUGACGCUCUGCUUGGGAAACCAAAAGUCACCAAAUACUGUCUCAUCUGCGUCAAAGACAGCUACACAGAUUUCCACAUUGAGUGCGGUGGUGCCUCCGUCUGGUACCACAUCCUAAAGGGAGAGAAGAUCUUCUUCCUCAUCAAGCCCACCUCUGCCAACCUGUCUCUGUACGAGCGGUGGAGAUCAUCGUCAAAUCACAGUGAAAUGUUCUUUGCUGACCAGGUGGACAAGUGUUAUAAAUGUACUCUGAAGCAAGGACAGACUCUGUUCAUCCCAUCAGGUUGGAUCAAUGCAAUACUGACUCCAGUUGACUGCCUGGCGUUCUCUGGACACUUUGUCCACAACCUGAGUGUGGAGAUGCAGAUGAGAGCAUAUGAAAUCGAGAAACGACUGAAGGUCAAAACUCUCACCCCCUUCCCCAACUUUGAGACGGCGUGCUGGUAUGUGGGACGACAUCUCCUCGAGCGAUUCAAAGGUUUACAUAAAGCAAAUAAGCAACCAGCACCAUAUCUGAUACAUGGUGCCAAAAUCAUCAAUGGAGCCUUCAGAGCUUGGACUAAAAAACAGGCCCUCUUGGAACAUGAGGAUGAGCUUCCAGAGAAUAUGAAACCAUCACAGCUCAUUAAGGAUCUGGCAAAAGAGAUCAGACUGUCAGAGAAUGCAACGAAAGCCAUCAAGAGUGAACCCAGUAUUAAGGUACCAGUGGAGGAACCACCGUCCACCCACUCCGAGCCCGAGGAGCCCAUCUCUCCUGCCCAUGUCCCCUCGCCUAGCAGAGAAAAGGCCAGAAAGAAAGCCUCCAAACCUCCUAAACCUCCUAAACCUCCCAAACCCCCAAAGAUGCCCAAGGCCCCCAAACCUCCGAAGGUCCCGAAGGCCAAGGAGGGUGGAAAGAAGAAAGCGAAGAAAGCAAAAGAUUUGUCGCCACCUCCUAAACCCUCCAGCUUUGCAGCUCUUGAGUCCCAUGCAAAAGACAUCCUGAGUAAGAUGGACCAGCCAAAAAAGUCAAAGGCUGCUAAGAAUGUCCUGAGUAUGACAGAGAAAGAAAUAUCAAAGCAGAACAACAUGGACAAAUUUGAAAUCAGAGAGCAGAACAAAAACAAGACUGAAGCAAAAUGGAAGUAUAAGAAUAGUAAACCAGACUCCCUGCUGAAAAUGGAGGAAGAGUGCAGAUUUGACAGAACACCACUAUCAGGCAAUAAAGACAAGUUCAGCUUUACUAUGUCUCACAAAAAAAUGCUGGGCUCCAAGGCGCUGAAACCUCAGACCAACUCAAGUGUUUUUGGAUCAUUACAAAACUUAAAAGAGGACAAAACAAAGCCAGUAAGAGAUGAGUAUGAGUAUGUCUCAGAUGAGGGGGAGCUGAAGAUUGACGAAUUCCCAAUCAGGCGGAAAAAGAAUACUGUGAAGAGAGAUCACUCUUUUUUGUCAGACAUCAAAGAACCCAUUCAACCAGCCAAGAAAACAAAGUUCCAACCCUUGAUGACCAAGAGUGUUGACUCAUCAGAUGACGAGACUCUGCACAUUGACACAGAGGCCAAGCCUGAGGUCAAAAGCCGCAACUCCAAGGUGAAGAAAAAGAGUAGCACCGCUGCAGGGAUUCUUGACCUGCUGCAGGCCAGCAAGCAAGUGGGUGGGAUCGACUACAGUGCCAACAGUCAGCCACCUGCAUCUCCCAGCACACAGGAGGCCAUUCAGGGCAUGCUGUCCAUGGCCAACCUGUCGUCUUCAGACAGCUUGCAGCAGCCGUGGAGCAACAGCCAGUCCAAAAACAAUAGCCAGUCGAAGACCAACUCGCACAGUGUGCAGGCAGGCAAGAAGGCCAGCGGAGGAGCCGGCGGCAGCGGCAACAACAACAGCAAGCGACCCACCAAGCGGCUCCCGAAGAAACCCAGGAAAAGCAGCAGUAUUGAGAGUCUGGACUAUGAUGACGAACAGGAUCACAUGGACGCAUGUUUCAAGGACUCAGAUUAUGUUUACCCCUCGUUGGAGUCAGAAGAGGAUAAUCCUGUUUUCAAGUCCAGAUCGAAAAAACGGAAAAGCAGUGACGACACUCCUUAUAGCCCGACAGCCCGUGUAGGACCAUCAGUUCCUCGACAGGAGCGGCCAGCGAGAGACGGAGCUCGAGUGGCCUCCAUAGAAACGGGGCUAGCAGCAGCUGCAGCUAAGCUUUCUCAUCAGGAGGAGCAGCAGAAAACCAAGAAGAAGAAGAAAAGCACCAAAAAGAAGGCAAUAGUAAUGGAGGAGCCCCUGAAAAUCUCUCAGGACAGCAGCUCACCGGAACACAAUCUGGAUUCCCAAGAUGGCAGCCUGACUGACCACGAGUUCAGCACUGGGACAGUGAAGUCGCCGGCAGGGCCUCAACCCAUGGCGCCGGGAGUAUUUCUCAGCCAGAGGCGACCGUCCAUGUCCUCCCCCAAUAACAGCACCAACUCCACGAGCACCAACAGCAGCAGCAUGGCGAAGGGGGAUCGCGGGGGGUCAGCAGAUGCCAAAGCAAAGCGGCUAAAGAAAGGCAUGGCAACAGCCAAACAGAGACUUGGAAAGAUUUUAAAGAUCCAUCGAAAUGGAAAGCUCCUCCUGUAGCAUGCAGCGGACUGCUGUCGGACUGGGAAUUCUUGAGCUGGGUCCCAUCCCAACCUCACCCCCUGUUCACUAAUUAAAGCCAACAAUGGAAAAAAAAGAAAACCAUGCAUUUUUCAAUUUCUAAGAAGAACAUCACUCAAAUAGGUUUUUGCCUCUACUCAUACUUUAUAACUUUCAGAUAUUAAAGUGUACAGAACCUACUAUAAAUAUUUUUUAAGAGAACAUGUCUCAUUUUACUACAGCUGUCAGUCUAUCAGGGGUUGCUAAAACAUAAAGUAGAAGUACAUUGCAGUCAUUCCAAGAUUUUUGAAAGUAUCCCUUGCAUGUAUUCAGUUGCAUGUGCGCUUGGGUCAGGGUUUGGGGAUUUUACUCAUUAAUUCCUACUAUAUGGAUGCAGCUUAUCAUUGCCACACUGAUGAUCGGUGGGUUGAAAUGGAAUCCUUUUUUUUCUCUCCCAGCAGAGAUUCUGCUAGUCUUGAUUUAGGUCAUCUUGAGCAUUUAUCUUUUUCUGUUAACACUUACUUUUGCAGAGCACUAUCAGCCAUGAUAUUUAUUUAUUUGUGUGGAGUCAUAGAUAGGAAACUUCAUGGGACAAUUUUAAAGCACAAAGUGUAUCAAACAGCAGCAGUGUCAGGAUGGAACAUAGGACUAAAGGAGGCCUGCUGAACAGGAUUUGGUGUGUAUAGGAUUUCUGACACUACGUGGGACCUGUCGCCAAUGAUAAGCCUCAUCCAUGUCAGGUCUGCAGUUACAUGGGGAUACUUUCUCUCUUCUCUUGCUUUCACAGGCAGCACCAACAACUCAUCUCUGCAUUUUUACAGCUUCACACAGUAUACAGAAUGUAGCUUGUACAUAGCCUUUUAAAUUCCUACUUUUUGUAUCCUUUCCCCUUAAGGCUUAAUUCUACAUUUUUACCGGUUUUGCUAAUUAUGAAUAAAUGAAUUCAAAUAUAUAUAUGGAUAUACAGUAUAGUCCUAAUUUUUGAAGUUUUAUUUUGUUUUGUUUUUUGAUAGCAGAGACUCAUUUUUAACUUGAUUUGUUGUGGUCAAUUUAAAGGUGUUGCCUGGAAAACAACUGAAGAAAUAAAACAUUUUAUUGUCAUAUGGCCUUACAUACACAAAGCUAGUUGUAUUGUGAUUCUGUUUGAACAAGAGACGAAGCUUUGAGGAAAAAAUUCUAUAAAAAGAAAAAAAGAAAAAAAAAAAAAGACUUAAAGUUUCUAUGACCAGCCUCUUGUUCGAGUUCUAGUAUCCUGAAGGGUUUCGGAAUUAUUUUACUAGCACCUUGUGAAGUGUUUAUGUGUCAGUGAUGUAAUUUAUUAAUGUUUGUAGCUUUUUUAUACUUGUACAAUUCUUAAAGAGGUUUUUUUUUUUUUUUUUUUUUGAUUUUUGAAUAAUUGUGAAAUUACCCUAAGCAGACAAUAUUUGUUUCUACCUUGUUUUGUUUUUUUUCUGGAUGUGUGUGUGUUUGGAGGGCAUGACGGACAUUUUACACAUUAGAAUUUUCAAUAGCAUUUUCUAUCUCCAUCCUGUCUUCACUCAAUAUCAGUGUCAUCAUGGUCAACAUUUCCAGCGUGACAUGUUAUUAUUAUGAUUAUUAAUGUUGAUAUUGAAGCUGUCUGCAGCUGCGUUCACGCCUCCAUCACAUAGUUUUACUUUGGUCAGAACGUUUUGAAAACAGUUUAAUGUCCUUUACUUCAUAGCGACCGUGUUUUAGUCACCAUGUGCCCACUUCUCAGAUAGAGUAUGACAUGCACUCCGAUCAAAGUCAGUGGGACAUAUUUUCAGGUUUUUAUUUGUACAAUAUAUGUGUUGCUUUGUUGUGGUUUAUUUUUGUAUGUCCGACCUAUUAAAUGCAUCCACUGUGCCAGGACAGUGAAUGAUACCUGUUGUAGCUGUCUUCCCUUACUGUUAUUUACAGUACUAGUAAGUAUUUACAAUCCUUUUUGACCUGAAUCUAUAUUUUUCUGUAUUUAGAUGAUUCUGUUUGAGAUCAUGGCUCACUUUUUUAAAGACAACGGCAAAUUCCGAGGAACAAACAUAUUAUUGUUGAAUGAUAUGAUUGUCAGCCUUGUUUACUUUUGCAAUACAGUUACUGUGGAAAACCUACUUUGUAAUGUGUGCCUCUCCCACUUUGCAAUGUGACGGAUUCUGUAGUGACGACUAAACAUGUUUUUCAUGCUUCA
This is a messenger RNA of Acanthopagrus latus (yellowfin seabream), 5706 nucleotides long. RefSeq names its product PHD finger protein 2 (gene phf2). The coding region runs from base 264 to 3521 and encodes 1085 amino acids. The transcript is spliced from 22 exons. The record is from RefSeq and is a predicted model, not a curated record. Gene Ontology annotation, molecular function: transcription coregulator activity; histone demethylase activity. NCBI's taxonomy places the organism in Eukaryota, Metazoa, Chordata, Actinopteri, Spariformes, Sparidae. Gene Ontology annotation, biological process: protein demethylation; regulation of transcription by RNA polymerase II.